Molecule: messenger RNA, 699 nt
Organism: Ananas comosus (pineapple)
Lineage: Eukaryota; Viridiplantae; Streptophyta; Magnoliopsida; Poales; Bromeliaceae
Product: protein BOLA1, chloroplastic
Exons: 2
Coding region: 78-494 (138 amino acids)
Source: RefSeq, a predicted model, not a curated record
AUUCACUCAUUUUAUUUUUAUAAUUUCUAUUAUAUUUUGUAUUAUCUUUUUUUUUAAAAAAAAUUAAUAUCCAACAUAUGCCCAGGCUCUUCUCGUCCCCCCCAACCCAAGGUCUCUUCUCAACACAAGGGCUAUUGCUUUGCUUCUUUCGUGGUCUAAGAUACCUGAUAACCAAAAUGGGCUCACGGGGAACCGCUGUCGCGCUAUCGAGGGCUAGUAGAAUCAGGCAAAAGCUGCAGGCCGCAUUGGAAGCCAGUGUGCUGGAAGUAGAGGAUGUUUCGUAUCAGCAUUCCGGGCACGCAGGUGUUAAGGGGGUGGACGCAAACGAGACCCAUUUCAACAUCAAGGUUGUUUCAGCGAAAUUCGACGGGCAAAGCCUCUUGAAACGCCACCGGAUGGUGUACGAUCUUUUGGGCGAUGAGCUGAAAUCUGGACUCCAUGCCAUUUCCAUCGUUGCGAGAACUCCGCAGGAGUCGGCGCCAUCAAAUGCCUAAGAACAUGGGUUCUGGCUUGUGACCUGAACUAUUUUUAUCUUUCGAGAUGAUGCUUCUCGCAGUCAUAAGUUGUAUGUGCCACAGAAACUGCUGUUUUUGGCUACACAUUAAUCUUCAUGAUAGAAAACUUCGCUUUUCUUUUCUGAUAGUCUCACUGUUUGUUUGCUGAUUGGAGUAAUCUGACAUGAAGGUAAACAUUUUGUCC